Messenger RNA from Ostertagia ostertagi, 276 nucleotides. The record is from the annotation of a GenBank genome assembly. Lineage: Eukaryota; Metazoa; Nematoda; Chromadorea; Rhabditida; Trichostrongylidae.
AUGAUGCUAUCCAUACUCGGUGAAACAAGAAGACAAGGUUUAUCGCAUUCGUUACCUCUGACACGAUCUCAUACAGUGCUGUCCGAAUCGACUCUUGUAGAAAUGGAUACCAGUCAAAAUGGUGACUUGAUGUACUGGGCCUCAAAUAAUCGCCCAGGCUACAAUGGUAGCCGUUUGGGUGAUUUCGAGUACACCGACGCUUAUCAGGCUCGCUAUGACAAAAUGGAUGAUAUUAGCAAAGAGCAGCAUAGCCGACGGCAUGUUCGUUUUGCCUAG